AUGAUUAUAAUCGAAUUGCACUGGUCUGAAUUACUCUCAUCGCAUGGAAGCAAGGCCGUGGCGCGAGUCACGACUUUCGGUAGGGCGAUUGGAUUGGCAGACGAAACACUCGUUAGGGAGAAAGGAACUGGAAGCGAGAGACAACAGGCAGAGCGCGGAUGA
Acaulospora colombiana is the source of this 162-nucleotide messenger RNA. The record is from the annotation of a GenBank genome assembly. NCBI's taxonomy places the organism in Eukaryota, Fungi, Glomeromycota, Glomeromycetes, Diversisporales, Acaulosporaceae.